AUGUUGUUGAUCCCGUUCCUAGGGAUCUGCUUGGGCAUGACUCUCUGGAGUCAGUGGCUCCCCAUUCCGGGGGUCACUGUUCCAGAGAUGUCGUUCAGGGAGCGUCUGUCUGGUGCUGUCCAGCUGACUUUGGGGUCUUGGAUCGUCUAUGACACUGUGGACACUCUGAUGUCCCAGCGUCCUCACUCCGGUGAUACUGCCGUUGUGAGUGCCGUUGUGAAUGCCGUUGUGAGUGCCGUUGUGAAUGCCGUUGUGAGUGUCGUAGACGGUCAUGGGUAUGCCAACACGACCGACUUCUUGGUAAUCAGUCCUGUAACGGAUGUUAUGGUCCCGCUUACGCGGGCCGAUACCAUGCCGUCCUGGUUUCCAACUGGUGUCAAGGUACCCAUCCCGGGUCUGGCCUGGUGUAGCGUCGGAGUGACAACUUCUCUUCCCGAAGAAGUUGUCGACAUCCACCCGCUCAAAUCAGGCCCUGGGCAAGGUCUCUUCGUCCCCCUGCUGUGUGUCGUUGUCUGGUGUUUUGUCCAAGGUCCCAUGGCCUUGAUUGCUUACACACGGCGAUUUGUUUCCUUUGUUGUCCGGACCUUGGCUGAGCGGAUACUGGGCGAUCUUGAGGGCCAACCGCAAAUUGCCCGUGUGCAACUUGUGGCCGAGGAAGAUUCAACUUUGUACGACAAGUUGGAUUUUCUGAUCGCCGGCUUGAUGGAUCUCCAGGAUGAAACUCUUGCUUGGGUCUUGGCCGUGGACAGUCGUCCCGACUCGGUGUCUCACGUGUCUGUUCUCUCUCACGCUGGGGGUAUCUGGGUUCACCGGAUCCGCUCGGAGGGUGAGCAGGCACGGGACCGGAAGUCGGCCCGCGAUACCACCACCAAUGGCACAGGCAGCGGCUGUCAGCUUCCCGGGAACCCACCUGGGAUGGAUGCAUUUAAGCAGGACGAUGCCUCGGCUUCGGCUGAGGUUCUGAAUGCGAAGGGUGCGGAUAUCGAAGGUGAUGGGUCCCCCCAGAAGAGGAAGAGGAAGAACCGUCCGUCGCAAGCAAAGAGACGUCGCUUUAAGCGGAGGUUACUCGAGGCGAGCGAGAAGGAACUGGAACAGGCCCUCUUCCGCUCAAGGUACACCUCGCGCGGCGUGCCUUUAUCGGCUUUGGCUCCGGUCUUCGUUCCCACUCAUCUGGCGGAGCAGGAGCGGCAGAGUGGUCCUCUUUCUUCGGCUCCCGUGUCUAUGCAAAUAGGCAUUGAUCCUCCUGACGACUGUGGUACGGGUGCGCAUGAUAAUGGUGUCCCUCCACAGCGGUCCUUCCGCCGCCGUCGUCAUCGAAAGCGUAAAGCCUAG
Penicillium bovifimosum is the source of this 1332-nucleotide messenger RNA. RefSeq lists its product as uncharacterized. The record is from RefSeq and is a predicted model, not a curated record. The coding region runs from base 1 to 1332 and encodes 443 amino acids. The transcript is spliced from 2 exons. Lineage: Eukaryota; Fungi; Ascomycota; Eurotiomycetes; Eurotiales; Aspergillaceae.